Molecule: messenger RNA, 2870 nt
Organism: Anopheles funestus (African malaria mosquito)
Lineage: Eukaryota; Metazoa; Arthropoda; Insecta; Diptera; Culicidae
Exons: 8
Coding region: 164-2821 (885 amino acids)
Biological process (GO): proteolysis
Molecular function (GO): metallocarboxypeptidase activity; zinc ion binding
Source: RefSeq, a predicted model, not a curated record
UUGUCGAUAGUUUAGCUCGAUUGUUAGGCUAUCAGAAUGUUCGGUUACACAAUGGAGGUGCUUAUUUUCGAAUGUAUCUUAUGAUAAGCGACUUCAAGUCAGCAAUCUCCGACCUGCCUUACAAUCCAAUAGGCGCUGAUGAAACCACCCGUCAGUCGUCUUCAUGGCAUCAUUCAGUGUAGUGGGGUUUUUGGUCUGCCUUUUGGCAGUUCUGCCGUCAGGUUUGGUUCAGGCCAAAUUGACACGCUACGACAACUAUCGCGUGUAUAAGCUCUCGAUCGAGCGUGUAGAGCAGCUGGAGCUACUGCAACUCAUCGAACAGUUCCCGGAUGGUUAUGCCUUCCUGAGUGAUCCGAUUCAUCUGAACACCACCGUUAAGUUGGUGGUCCCUCCGCAUAAGACUGCAGAAUUCGAAGAACUCAACAAUAAAUAUUCCUUGAAGAGUGAAUUAGCCUUCUCGAACCUUCAAGCAGUUAUCGAUAGACAGCUGCGUGGUCGCCGGGAAACGUUCGGUUGGACUGCGUAUCAUCCGCUGGAGGACAUUUACGCAUGGUUAGACACACUGAUUCAGCAAUAUCCGGACGUGGUCAGCCCAAUCGUCGCUGGUGAGACUUACGAAGGUCGGCAGAUUCGUGGCGUAAAGGUGUCGUACAAGCAAGGAAAUCCAGCGGUCUUUACCGAGGGUUCUAUACACGCACGCGAAUGGAUUAGUGCAGCUACGGUAACAUGGAUGCUGAACGAGCUGCUCACCUCACAAGAUGCAGCCGUUCGUAACAUAGCCGAAAAUUACGACUGGUACGUGGUACCGGUGGCCAAUCCGGAUGGGUAUGUCUAUACGCACACCACUACGCGCCUGUGGAGAAAAACUCGUUCACGUCAGAAUGUGCUAUGCUACGGUGUGGAUCCUAACCGCAACUGGGACUACAUGUUUAACCAGGGUGGAACAUCAACGACUCCGUGCUCGGACACCUUUUCUGGACCGGCGCCAUUUUCGGAGAUUGAAACCCGCACUCUAUCGGAGUACAUUCGCACGAUUCCAAACCUAUCUACCUAUCUCGAUUUCCAUUCAUCCGGUCAGCUGCUGAUGGUACCAUAUGGACACACAAGAGAACCGCUAGAUAACUACUACGAGCUAAUGGAAAUUGGAACAAAGGCAGCCGUAAAGUUGCAGGAGCGACACGGUAGCUUCUAUCAGGUUGGAAACAUAGCCGAGAUUAUCUACGUUGCUUCUGGUAGUAGCUUGGACUGGGUAAAAGGAACUCUUCAAACGCCACUCACCUUUGCCUAUGAGUUGCGUGAUACUGGCGAGUACGGAUUCUUGCUACCUCCAGAACAGAUCAUCCCGACGGCAGAAGAAACUCUCGACUCGAUCAUCGUGAUCUUGGAGGAAGGCAAAGCCUUGGGUUACCAUUUCUUAUCUUCAAAACGCCCAAUUUCUCCUACGUCAAACGAUAAGAACUGGCUACUACGUUGGUUUUACCACCGUGUACCCAUCGCAGAUAAUCCUCACUGCAAAUACUAUAAAGCUUCCUUCACAUCUGAAACAGCGCUUAGUGUCCGCUGGACGGCAUCUUCCGUAGCUAUGAAGUUCCUUUUGGUGUGUGUUGCGUUCGCGCUGUUUGGUGCCACAGUGGCAGAAAAGGCCCGGUACGAUAAUUACCGUGUGUAUCGGGUGCGCAUCCAGACCGAGCGCCAAUUAGAACUGCUGCAAGCCAUCGAACAGUAUCCCGAUGGGUACCGAUUCUGGAGCGAUCCGGUUAAGGUCGGAACCGAAGUGUCACUUGUAGUGCCUCCACACCAACGUGGACAUUUCUCCGACAUUCGUGCACGGUUCGCACUGCGAGCUGAGCUUCAAAUUGCCAAUCUACAGCAGCAGAUCGAUCUGGAAUCGCGUCCAUCACUGCGCAAAGACACGUUCGGAUGGACGGCGUACUAUAAUACGGAUGCGAUCUAUGCUUGGUUGGAUGGCUUGGUAGCAAGCAACCCGGGUGUCGUAACGCCGCUUAAUGUUGGUAAUACCUACGAGGGACGACCGAUCAAAGGUGUGAAGGUGUCCUACAAGGCGGGUAAUAAGGCCGUCUUUAUGGAGGGAUUAAUUCACGCCCGUGAGUGGGUCAGUGGAGCUACGGUGACUUGGAUAUUGAACGAGUUGCUCACCUCCAGCGAUCCCCAAGUGCGUUACAUUGCGGAAAACUACGACUGGUACUUUUUCCCGGUGACGAAUCCCGAUGGUUACGAGUAUACACAUACGACCGAUCGUCAGUGGCGUAAAACUCGUUCAGAGGUGAGCGUACUGUGCCGUGGUGCGGAUCCUAACAGGAACUGGGGAUACAACUUUAUGCAGGGUGGUGCAUCCAGUGUGCCCUGUUCGGAUACGUUUGCUGGUUCGGUUGCCUUCUCGGAGGUGGAAACUCGUCAGUUGUCUGAUUUCAUCUCGACACUGGACAACUUAAGCACCUACCUUGCAUUCCAUUCCUACACUCAGCUGCUACUGGUGCCAUACGGUCACACUACCGCCCGGCUGGACAAUUACGAUGAAACGAUUGCGAUCGGUACGAAGGCGAUCAACAAACUUCGGGAGCGUUACGGCACAACUUACAGAAUUGGCAACAUUGCUGAAGCGAUCUAUGUCGCUUCCGGAGGUAGUAUCGAUUGGGUGAAGGGCGUUCGUCGCACUCCUUUGGUAUACGCGUACGAACUCCGCGAUCUUGGACAGUACGGAUUUAUUCUGCCACCGGAGCAGAUCAUCCCAACGGCAGAGGAAACGCUUGACUCGAUCAUUGUGAUCCUGGAGGAAGGUGCCAGCUAUGGUUAUCACUAGAAUAGAAGAUGGAAAUAUAUUGCAUGAGAAUACACUACGGCAAACAUUA